Molecule: messenger RNA, 1978 nt
Organism: Puccinia graminis f. sp. tritici CRL 75-36-700-3
Lineage: Eukaryota; Fungi; Basidiomycota; Pucciniomycetes; Pucciniales; Pucciniaceae
Exons: 3
Coding region: 224-1630 (468 amino acids)
Source: RefSeq, a predicted model, not a curated record
AUGUAGAUCCCACCUGACUAGGCCAGAAGUUCCGAUGGAUUUGCCUUCAUCAGAUUGGACGACACCAACCGGCCACUUACGAUUCACGAGCUGGUUUGAACGCCGUGGGCCGGAUUUGGGGGUUCUUCCCUCGCUCCGGUAGUCAGUUCCUCCCUUUCUUUCCUCCCUCCCGCCCCCCCCUCAACGCCUUCUGCAACCAUCCCAGCCGUGCUAUCUAACCAAAAUGCCCGCGACUAGUCCCCCACUCACCAAUCAGCUUUCUACACACGAGGGAUCGUUGCCAUUGUACUCGCGCGGUUCAGAUGAUGAAGAGGACCUCCCGUCUCUCGAAGUGCUAGUUCCGGAAAUUCACCUCGCUCAACCUCGCAUCAGCGCUUCUACCAAGCCGGUUUCUGCCAUGAUCAAGUGUGCGAUAAUCUUCAAGGUCUACUGCCCGAAUAGACACAAGUCAACCAAGAAGGUCACCUGGGUAGCAAUCCAAUCCCCAAAGAAGUUAACUUACGAUUUCAACAGCGGCGACGUGGAUUGGCCCGCCUUCAAGGCCGCAGUGACACAUCAUUGCUCAGCGGCUACGGCAUUCAAGAGUUUACCUCGGAUCUUUGAAGAUGGAUUGCGAUCUAACCCCCCAAAGAUCACCUGGGGUGGUUAUGUCUUCCGCAAUACCGAUUGGCCAAAGGAUGAUCCUCCGGCCAUCUCCAACGACACCCGCUUUCCCGAGUGGAUUCGUGCUAUGGUGGCCUGUAAGGCCAAGGGGGUUAAAGGUGGUGUCAUUAUCCACAUGGCAAACCCUCGGGAUAAGGAGAUUAUCGCGGAGAAAGCAAACUUGGUUGAUAGAACGGCUUCACGCUGUGAGGCUCGCGAUCAGGACGCUCGCGCAGCAAUGGCUUCAACUUCGGCUUCAACCACGACUGAUGCAGCUCCAGUCCCUUCGAUCUCAAACGCCUUGGAGGAUGACGAGUUAUCUGGACCGGAUGAUGAGCUCAACACUUACGAAGAAUUCACUAACAAGGACAUCCACGCCGAGCAAAUCUUUCAGAAAUACGCUCACAACACUGGGUACGACAGACUCCUUACAGCUUACCUCGACCCUGAGAACGCGGAUCGAUACAUCCUUCUCUCUUUGGGUAAUGUGGCGGUCUGGGCUAAAGCCAUGGCGCGUGGAGACAGUGGAGUUGAUCUCUUGUCACCUCCAGCCGGCCUCCGAUAUGAGACUCGCAAUGCAAAGGCCUCUGCCGCCCCAGCGGGGGGGCAGUUGGCACCUGCACCUGAGACGCAGGCGGGGAUGGUCAGUUUGGCAACAGUUAAGGAGAUCAUAGACAUGUGUAUGACCCGCAAACGUGCGGCCUCGCCGGCUUCUUCCACCGGGCCGGAAUCCUAUCCUUCUAAUCGACGCGGCUCUCUCGAGGAUUAUCUCAGCUUUGCCGGGGUCCCCGACAAAGAGGCCACCUUACAGACUUUGGCUUAUCAUGGCAUCAAUCAGUACUACUUGUUCAAGCCCGAUCAUUUGACCCCGGCUAAUCUGGACGAGUUGGGUUUGACCAUGGGCACCUUAGCUAAGUUGCGUGCCAAUGUCACAAGAUACGAGCGCAGUCUAGCCGGUGGGUCAACUUCGAGGACGACUAUGAACUAAGUAGUGGCCUCUUCUCUGACACAAGUGUCUCUUUGGGCUCCAUACUCGUUCCGUUUAGUUCUAGCCCUCUGUUUGUUUAGUUAUGUUUAGUCUCCACUCCUCUCAUAAAUGCUUUGCUUGCGCUUUCUUUGGCCUCUUACCUCUCGCUCUCGGAUAUCUGUCUAACUACUUGAUCAACUUAUAUGUCUAACUGCCCUCCCUCCUGAUCAAUAUAGUUAAACACAAAUUUUAUUAUUAUUUGAUGAUUGUUUUUGUCAUCCUGGGCUUCAGGAUGCCUUCGCUGGACCUUAUUUGAUUACAUGCUUGGAUUUGAAAUGAUAUGGUUAUGAUUUGUCAGGUGAUAAAUCC